AUGGCAUGCACUAAACAAACGCCUGCGAAGUCAAAGGGUGGAAGUGCCCCUCGCGUCCAGAUCACGAAACUUCGACUGACGUUGGCCCCAAAAACUCAAGCUCAGACACUUCGAGUUGCAAAGGCCAUAGUGCCUGCCUGGCAGGCUACUGAAAUGGUGCGCGCUCGCUCGUCGGACGUCGCUGGUUCAGGCUCGGGAGUGCGGACAAAUCAUUUCUGUAUGUUAUGUCAAGAUGGGGCGGAUGAAGACCAUACAAUUUUCGAGUGCGACGAGCCUGACUGCCCGCGCGUCGUUUGCACGCGGUGCAUAUCCUUUCCAAGCAAAUACUCGCAAGAAUUGAUGCAGUCGGACGUGACAUUUCGUUGUCUCCACUGCCACACGGCAUUGGACAAGAAGGCACAUGAAGUCACACCGUACCAUGGAUUUUUUAAGGAUGGCAACCCCGUUCUCUCCUCAUUCAUCCGAAUUACUGGACAGUUGGAAUUGUCCAAACGUUCCCAGAUAUCCAUGACCCCCAUCCUCAUUGUACACUUCAGAAUCAUUGGCUGUGAGAAAACUGUGAGCCCAAUUGAUGCUGUCCAUGGCUAUCUCGCGCCCUAUUUCCCAUUUGGCGGCCUCCACUUGGUCGAUGUGGUGUUCGACCUAGGCACUAGUCGCAAGAUUGAUGAUUACCGUAAGUGA
This is a messenger RNA of Suillus fuscotomentosus, 681 nucleotides long. RefSeq lists its product as uncharacterized. The transcript is spliced from 3 exons. The record is from RefSeq and is a predicted model, not a curated record. Lineage: Eukaryota; Fungi; Basidiomycota; Agaricomycetes; Boletales; Suillaceae. The coding region runs from base 1 to 681 and encodes 226 amino acids.